This is a messenger RNA of Mytilus trossulus (common blue mussel), 2611 nucleotides long. RefSeq names its product L-proline trans-4-hydroxylase-like. The transcript has 10 exons. Lineage: Eukaryota; Metazoa; Mollusca; Bivalvia; Mytilida; Mytilidae. The coding region runs from base 144 to 1007 and encodes 287 amino acids. The record is from RefSeq and is a predicted model, not a curated record.
UCAAAACGAAACUAUUGCCCUUCACCUACGUUAUGAUAAUAAGUGUAACAUUUCAACAGUAAACACAUCAAUAUUCACUGUAAGGUACAAAAGAGAACAUUUUACAGUUAGAUCGAGCACAGUUAGAAUCCCAAGAACUAACAAUGAGUGUUGGAUCAGAUUACAAAUUCAGCGAGCCUUUUAAACUGACGGAUCAAAUGUAUGAUGACUAUCAUGAAAAUGGUUUCCUGAUUAUACGACAUAUGUUUGAUAAAGACGAAAUAGAUAAAAUUGAAAUAUGUGUCACUUCAGAGCAGUUUAUGGAGAACCGUUACUCGUUAGAAGACAAGGAAAAUAAGAUCGUUCGAGUUCAGUGGAAACAUCCAGGUAGUGACAUCACUGGUAUUGCAGCAAGAUCAGAGAAAAUUGUUAACACUUGUGAGAAGUUAUUAAACGGCGAAGUUUAUCAUUAUCAUUCCAAAUUAAUCCUGAAGGAUCCCAAGGUCUCCGGUGCAAUAUAUUGGCAUCAAGAUUAUGGAUAUUGGUAUCAUUAUGGAAACCUUUUCCCUGAUAUGAUGACUGUUUGGGUGGCAGUAGAUCCAAGCACGAAAGAAAACGGUUGUUUAGAGGUUUUAGCCAGAUCUAAUAAAUGUGGACGUUUAGAUCAUCAUGUUUAUGAUGGACAAAAUCAAAUUGCCGACGAAUCUCGACUGCAAUCUAUCAAAGAAAGAUGCCCACACAUUUAUGCUGUGAUGGAAAGAGGAGAUGUUCUUUUUCUCCACUCGAAUACGUUGCAUUAUAGCAGUCCUAACAGAAGUAAGAUGAGAAGGCUUGGAUUCUUGAUGUGUUACAACAAGGCAACUAAUGACUCCGUCAUAAAGCAUCACCAUGCUCAGUACACGCCAAUAAAAAAAGUUCCAGAUUCAGCAAUGAAAGAAUGUUCAAACUUUACAGAUUUUUCGGGAAAAGAAUUCGAACAUCCCUCCACAAACACAACGAUGAUCGGAAGAAAGGACUUAUCACACUGAUGUUUACAUGCAUUACAUAGUUAUUGAAUCUCACAGAUAUAUAUCUAUAGUUUCCCGGACAUCAAUAUUAUAAUUAUAUUUAAUACUGGUUAGCUUUAUGCAUGUAAUUCUGAAAUAGAAGUCAAGUUUAUGUAGACCCAAAGUCAUUCACUCUGCAAGUUUUAGGUCACAAAGACUCAAAGUGAUACAUCUAUUAUGUGAAAGUGUGGCUGGAAUAAUAGUAAUGCAGUCUAUCACAAUUUCAUAUAAAUUUUGCCUGAUGUAUUGUAAGCUAUUUCUUCGUAUGAUUUCCUACCUAUCAAUAUAAAGCAACAAGAGUAUAACGCUGUUCAAAAGCCAUAGAUCGAUUGAGAGAAAACAAACCUGUUUUACGAACUUAAACCGAAGAAAACACAUCAACUACAAGAAGAAGACAAGGACCAACAGGAACAAUGCAUGAAGUGCAACAAAUAACAAACGCCAACAUACAUAGAAACGAACUAUUUGAUAACAAUGCCUGUUUAUGUACAGGUUAUUUGAAAGCCAUGGUUGGUUUAAUCUGAUUUUAUAACUGGCAAAACCCCCCUCUUACAUGGCAAUGAUUAAAGAUAUCGCUAAAAUGACAACACUUCAUAGCAGAAAUACAGUAAAAACAUAAUAUAAUUUCGACACAACAUGCAAACCGCAGAACAACAACGAACAUCUUUCACCAAUGACAUACAGCACAGGACAUAACAAACAAUUAUGCACUUAUGUACCGAAUAUGUAAUCUUGAACUUUAUAGAAAUAUUUUCACAAUAACAGUCCAAAAAAUUAUCAUUUUGGCUUCACACCUUUAGGGAUGAGAAUAAAUAUACAGUCAGUAAACGGAAAGCAGUAGAAACAUCAAAAGUCAUGAUACAACGUAGAGUCCGUAUAAAAUGCGGUAGCGCUUAAUUACAAUUAAUGAUGGAAUUCAGGCGUGUCGAAAAUGUACAAAUCGACUAUUAUGUAACCCGGGUUUGUUUUCUAUUAAUCUAUUGAUGACUUUUGAACAGUGGUAAACAUAAAGGGAACAGUAGUGUACCGAUGUUCAAAAGUAUAUACUACUUUUGCCUUUAUUUACAUCCAAAAUCAAAGACAUCAUCAGAAACUUAACAGAUCGGUAAAAUUUAGAUGGGCGGUAAAUAAAAUUUAUAACUAUUACGAACACCAGGCGUUACUUUCGAAAUUAUACAUCUGAUGCAAUAUAAUUGGUACCGUCAAUGUUAUUAUUAACAUAAAAGGGACAAAGAAACACUUGAAACAAAACAAAAAAUUUAUCUAACAAAAAUGAUAGUCUCUAUUUAAUCAAAACUAUUUUAAUCAGUUGAUCUUAACAAAUACUGAAGGUGUGUUCUUCUUAUUUUUUUGAGAUGUCUAAAGUUAGAAAUAUCUUAUAAGAAAUUUAUUUUAUAUUUAAGAUGCAUUUUACUUUUAUACAGCCUAUUGUAGAUAUUAUACCGGUAGUUGCAAUAAAGAUAUUUCAUGUUUUAUAAUAUACAGGACUAUAUAUUGAGACUUUUAAACAAUUGUCAUAACUGCAUUUGUGCAAAUAAAUAUUGUAAAUUUUGUUAAUUCCUCUGCUGAAGGACUGUUUGUACCCG